GUCACUGCUUUUUGUGACAGAUGUUUUGCGAGAUUAAUCCGCUUUGUUAAUUCGCGGUCGCGCGGUCGCGAGUCGCGAGCGUGUACGAGCGGUACGCGAGCGAGCCCCCCCUCCUUUUUCCGCGAGGGUUUUCACGCGAACGGGAGCCACGCGUCACCGACCGUCAUCGUGCUGUCAUCGUGUCCGAAAAGUCGGAGAACCUGUCGGGAGAGCCCGGAGCAGACAGAGAAGGAGAGAAACGGAAAGAGAGCGAGUGAGUGCAGGAAGGAGAACGCGCUUCGUCAAAUGUCUUGCGGACGAGGUGGUUAGAUAUCUUCAGCGGAGAGUGAGAGAGAAAAAGAGAGAUAGAUAAAGUGACAGAGAGAAGGAGGAAGAUCAAGUGACUCGACCAGCUGGUCUUGCGAGUUCGGGUACCCGUUUACGAACGCCAGGAAGCACCCGGGGGCCGUGUGAGCGAUAGUGAUCGCUCGGGGAAGCUCGUGUGGCCCAUCAUCAUCGUGGGCGGCGACACAAUGGCAAAAACAUACGAUUAUUUAUUCAAGCUGCUGCUGAUCGGUGACUCCGGCGUGGGCAAGACCUGCGUGCUGUUCCGAUUCUCCGAGGACGCAUUUAACACUACCUUCAUUUCGACUAUCGGUAUCGACUUCAAGAUCCGUACCAUUGAGUUAGACGGAAAGAAAAUCAAACUACAAAUAUGGGACACUGCUGGACAAGAAAGGUUUCGUACCAUAACCACAGCGUACUAUCGUGGCGCGAUGGGAAUCAUGUUGGUGUACGACGUUACAAAUGAAAAAAGUUUUGAAAACAUUAAAAACUGGAUUCGUAACAUAGAGGAGAACGCGUCGGCGGACGUAGAAAAAAUGUUGUUAGGCAAUAAGUGUGAACUUACAGACAAGAGGCAAGUGACUAAGGAGAGGGGUGAACAACUGGCUGUGGAAUAUGGCAUUAAGUUUAUGGAAACCUCCGCGAAAUCUAGUAUCAAUGUGGAAGAGGCUUUUUAUACUUUGGCGCGCGAUAUCAAAGCAAAAAUGGAAAAGAAACUGGAGGCAUCGAAUCCACCGAAAGGCGGCGGCCAUCAGUUGAAAGCUUCAGAACCACAGAGGAAGCCACCUAGUUGGCUCGCCCGUUGUACUAUACUCUGACCCCCCAAAUAUUUUCGACUGUUUGAGGAGGCGCAUCUAUUUACUAUCAUUAUUUACUUAUGUUCAUUUCGUCGAACAAAACCAAUAUUCCGUGGAACUUUUCACAUCCUAAGCAUCGGGUAUAGUGGGUUUAUUCCUUGACAAUGAAACGUUAUUGCAUCAUAUUAAAGACUCAGAAAUUAUUUGCAGGAAUGUUUUUUUUUGCCGAAGAAACCCUCAGAGGAGAAAGUAUUAAAACUUUUUAUGUUGUAUAAGAAGAGAGAAUUGUGUGCGCGUGUUGUUUUAGUUGAUGCAACUGCUCUACAGUUUGUUAUGCAAAUAUUCUACUUGUUAAUCAGUGUAAUUAAAUGAACUUAGGUGAGAUAGUUUCGUGGCAAUUUAAGUUGACUGGGAUCUAACAAUGUGAUCUGUAUCUUAUUGUGUCUCUUAAAAAUUUAUAAGGUAAUUUAUUAAAUCAGAUGAAAAUAUCGUGUCACAUAUGAUAUUUUAAAUAUAUUUAACUUCUCCUCUGGUUUUCUUAUCAAAGGUAAUGGUUGAUUUGUUUUUAUCGAAAAAUCACUUUUAAGUGUAAAAGUACAUGUUACUUAAUUUUUAUGGCAAUGAGAUAAAGUAUACAAUUUUUUAUGCACGAAAUUCUGCAAUUCAUAUUUCAUUGCGAUUUACAUUGUGUGUGUUUCUUUUUUAUCAGAGGACCAUAUGUCUAUGAAAAAAAAUAUAUUUAGAAACAUACAUCACACACCGUACAACAUCACAUACAAUGACUAAAAGUAAGAAAAAAUAAAUAAGAUUAAGCAGUAUAGGUAUCACGAUCGUUUUUAUACUGUUAUUAAGCAAAUAUAGCUUUUUCACAAAAUUAAUGGGAAAAACGUAAAGUGUACUAGAGCUGAUGUAACUAAAAUGCCUUGUGAUGAAUUGAACAAGAACUUUAUAGAGACAAUUUUGUUAUAUCACGAAUAGUCAUAGAAUUUUUAUUAGGUCUAAAAGAAAGAAAACGAGAGAGUGACGAGCAUGAAUACGCGAAAUUUAUCUUCCGACGGAUUUACUUUGCAUAUGGAAGUAGAUUCGUUUACAGGGAUCUGUAUUUAAAAAAAGAAAAGAAAAAGAAAACAAAUUUCUUUCGUUUGCUAGUUGUCAUGACGUGUCCUGUAAGUUUGCAUUUUUACCAUCCGAACUUGUUCAACUUAUACUUAAAUAUACGAACGAUUAUUAUAA
Messenger RNA from Monomorium pharaonis (pharaoh ant), 2354 nucleotides. It is a transcript of the gene Rab8, whose product is annotated as ras-related protein Rab-8A. Gene Ontology annotation, biological process: protein secretion; protein localization to plasma membrane; regulation of exocytosis. Bases 513 to 1142 code for a protein of 209 amino acids. Lineage: Eukaryota; Metazoa; Arthropoda; Insecta; Hymenoptera; Formicidae. Gene Ontology annotation, molecular function: GTP binding; GTPase activity. Gene Ontology annotation, cellular component: trans-Golgi network transport vesicle; synaptic vesicle; endosome. The transcript is spliced from 4 exons. The record is from RefSeq and is a predicted model, not a curated record.